This is a messenger RNA of Ambispora leptoticha, 1770 nucleotides long. NCBI's taxonomy places the organism in Eukaryota, Fungi, Glomeromycota, Glomeromycetes, Archaeosporales, Ambisporaceae. The record is from the annotation of a GenBank genome assembly.
AUGAUAUCGAGGUCGAACAUCUUGUAUACUUUAUUAUGUUUGAUGCGCCUGGGUUGUUCUCUGUUGCCCGGCUAUGUACAUCCAGACGAAUUUUUUCAGUCACCUGAAAUAAUGGCUGGUGACGUUCUAGGAUAUGAGGUUUAUCGACCGUGGGAGUUUAACGAACAUCUACCUUCACGCUCUAUAUUUAUACCGUUAGUACUUCUUUUACCUUUCGAUUUGAUUGUUCAUAAAUGGUCUAUUAAUUCUUUCGGGGAGGAUGAUUAUGCUGCGUAUAAUAUUGCAUAUCUCUACCAGAAAAAUGGAAUCACCACAAGUGAUCCAACUCAAGCAUUAUUUCUCGUCGCGUUUUCCCAUGUAUUGUUAAUAUUUCAUACACGGCCGUUUUCAAAUGCAGUCGAAUCUAUUAUUCUUGCAUUGUGUUUUUACAUUUAUUUACGUGGAACACUGUCAAAGGAUUUUGCUGCAAAGAAAAAAGAUACGGAAAUUCAGAAUACAAAUUUUCCUACCAACAUGGCAUUUAUCUUGGGAUGUCUCGGCGCGCUCGGUUUGUUCACCCGAAUUACUUUUAUAUUGUUUGCAUUUCCUAUUGGACUUGCGUUUCUUUAUCGUACUUUUAUGGCGCCUGAGGCUCGCUUGAACACUUGGAAUGAAAAAUUUAACCGAUUGAUCCCAGUUGGUAUUGGCUUUGUUGUAGCGAGUGGAUUAUGCGUGUUAACGGAUUUAAUUUAUUUCGGCUCAAUAAAAGUAACUGUUGUUAAAAAAGAAUGGUUCAGCUUUGAUUUUUUGGUUAGAAUUCUGCAAAACCCUUUAGACUUCCUGGAAAUUGUUAGCUUGAGCGGUAACGUCAUCUUAACACCAAUCAACAAUGUCUUAUAUAAUCUCGAUGCGAACAAUUUAGCAGAACAUGGACUUCACCCGCGAUACGUGCACGUCAUCAAUUAUUUUAUGCUUUUUGGACCACUGGGGAUUUACAAUAUUAUCGAUUUUUACACAUCUCUAAAGAAUUUUCGUCAAGUCUCUCUGAUGAAAUCUGCCACUGUUUUGACUUUUAGUGGUAUCUGUGGUUUUAUCUUGUUAUCGAUUAUGCCACAUCAAGAAGCAAGAUUCCUGUUGCCUUUAUUAUUGCCUGUAGUGAUAAGCGCAUCGUUGCAUCGGAAAUUCUCCUCUAGAUUUUGGGUGUUUUAUGUUCUCUUCAACCUAAUAACCGCGUUAUUUUUCGGUGGUUUGCAUCAGGCUGGUAUAAUCCCUGUACUGGGAAAAUUGCAACAUCAAUCAAUGGGAUUUCAUAAUUGUGUAAAAGAUUAUCAUAAGCAUGUUGUGUGUGAAGUCACAAAUGAAUUCGAGCCAAGUUUCAACUCGACCGAAAUCUUUCACACAAAUGUAAUCUUUUAUAAGACGUUUAUGCCGCCACGACAUUUACUAGGGUACCCGAAAGCUUGGCGAGAGAGCAAUAUACAAAUUACGAUCCAUGACCUUGCCGGUGUCGCAUUAGAACAACUCGAACAAGAACUUGAAACGAAAGUUGCCGUGAAUGCCGAUAUACUAGAUCAAUAUGCCGAUAGCCAAAAGAUUGUUUUCCAAGAACGAGAGGAUAUUCUCGGACACUAUGAGCGCACUUUAAUAGUUACGCCAUCAACUACAAUACUCUCAACAAGCCAUUCGCUAAAAUACAUGGACAGGCAAUGGCCUCAUCUCAACACUGACCAAAUAGAUCGUGUGCUCGAAAAUGGACUCUAUUUGAAUAUUUACCAGCUUGUGGAUUCUUAA